Molecule: messenger RNA, 483 nt
Organism: Anastrepha obliqua
Lineage: Eukaryota; Metazoa; Arthropoda; Insecta; Diptera; Tephritidae
Exons: 1
Coding region: 1-483 (160 amino acids)
Source: RefSeq, a predicted model, not a curated record
AUGCCCAACACAAAAAGAAGGUGCAAAGGCGACGCUGUAAAGCUAAUCGGGAGGCAUUCAACCAGAGACGGUGAAAAACCACCCACUUCCAAAGCAGCGGCGGCUGUCAGUGAGGUAGCCAAGAAGCACUUGACAGUGGCGGUUACUGAUCGCAGUAACCCGUUGGGACGAAUAACGCAGGAACAAUGGAAGGUAGUUGAAAGGAAACUACUGGAGGCUUUGUUCGCAAAAAUUGACGCUGAUCCGAGCGCAGCAGUGCCUACAUUUGAUGGAGCAGGUUGGUUCAGCGGCGUCAAGUUAUUAAAAUGUAAAGACGAUCCCACUCUUAUAUGGGUUAAGGAAGCGGUGAAGAAACUUCAAGGCCUAUGGGUAGGGGCAUCUCUUGAAAUCGUGGAUCGGAGUUGCAUACCAACGGUACCGAAAGCUAAGGUGCUGAUACCGCGCACGGUAUAUCCAGAGUAUGCCUUAAAACUCCUGCAAUGA